CUCCAGCGGCGCGGCGGCUUCAACGGCGGCUCCAGCAGAUUGCUAGAAGAUGGAAGGAAAGGGAAAGGGACUAGUAAAUCCAAAGAAAAGAGGAAGAGAUUUGAAACGUCCUUGGUCAGACCUGGAGAUACAAGAUGGGGCUCUCAUUACACAACCUUAUCUCACAUUGAAUCAAUGUGGGAUGCAGUCAUAGAAGUUUUGGGCAUUGUUGAGGAUGAUGUGCGUGUUCCAUGUAGAGCAGGAGGUUUGGUUCAUCAAAUGGAGACUUUUAGCUUUGUGUUCAUCCUGAAGAUGAUGCUAAAGAGCCUUCGUAUGACAAAUGAUUUGUCUCUUCUAUUGCAAAAGAAGGAUCAAAAUGUUGUUCAGGCAAUGUCAUUGGUUACGGAUGUGAGAACACGUUUGAUCAAUUGGAGAAAUGAUGGUUGGGAGCCACUCUUGGAAGAUGUCAAAGCCUUUUGCACCAAAAACGACAUUCCAAUACCAAAUAUGGAUGACAUGUUUACAAAGUGGGGAAAAUCAAGAAAAGGUGGACGAAACAAUGUCACAGCUGAUCAUUUUUUUCGUGUGGACACCUUCUAUGCUGCCAUAGACUCCAUCACCACAGAGUUUGAUCAUCGUUUCAAUGAGAUUAUGAACGUGAACAUAUAGUUGAUAACCUCGAGCUAUUCAUUAUCCAUAUGAGAAGAAUUGAAGAAUUUAGAGCUUGUCAUGAUAUUGCAAGCCUAGCUAAAAAGAUGGUUGAACUUGAAAGGCAUGUCAUGUUUCCUGCUGUUUAUCGUCUCAUUGAGUUGGCAUUGCUACUACCGGUAGCGACGGCAACAGUUGAAAGAGCCUUCUCAUCAAUGAAAAUCAUCAAGACUGAGUUGCGCAGCAAGAUGUCUGAUGGCUGGCUUAAUGACUUGAUGGUGUGUUACAUUGAGCGAGCGAUCUUCAAAAGUAUUGAUCUUGAUAAAAUUAAGGAAGAUUUUCAGAAGGAAGGUAGGGCACUGCCAUUGCCUGGGUCUUCUACACGCCAUUAAAAGCUUCAUUAUCGGUAUGUUUUAGGUUGUUUUCCUAUUGAGACAUGUCUACAUUUCCAUUGUAUUUGGUUAUUCGUUCGUAGUGUGUAUUGUUAGUCAGUGUUGUUACUUGUUAGUGUGUAUUGACUCUUUGAUUCGUAUAAAAAAUAAAUCUUAGUGAGACUUCGCCACACCUUAAA
Messenger RNA from Triticum dicoccoides, 1198 nucleotides. RefSeq lists its product as uncharacterized. The transcript is spliced from 5 exons. The coding region runs from base 175 to 648 and encodes 157 amino acids. Lineage: Eukaryota; Viridiplantae; Streptophyta; Magnoliopsida; Poales; Poaceae. The record is from RefSeq and is a predicted model, not a curated record.